AUGGCGUUCUCUUUUCCUUUACAACUUCUCUUAUCGCUCUUGAUUACUGUUACUCAGGCCCAACCCAAUUGUCCCGAUGAUGAAUUAGUUUACUCGCCCUUUCGACCCUGGUUCAACUUCGAUUAUGGGCCCGAACGGGGCGACUGCUGGAAAGCCGCCAUCUGCUUAUUCGACCAGGCCGACUCGGCCCGCAAUCAGCAAUUCUCAGCCACAGCACUCGUCAUGGGCCUACUACCUAUGGUCUUCCGAGACAUUGCAUGGCCCGAAAGAAGAGUCGUGCUUGUUUCAUCGCCCCUCCCUGCCCUUGCGGAGGUGGUUGUUCGGGCACUCGGCCUGGAGCCCGUCGUGAGGGGGGGUGUGGCCGGGUGGUCAAAUGAAGAUAGCGAGCGCUGGGUAGAUUGGCUGCGCAGGAGCUCGAUUGCAGGGCCGGCGCUGCGGUCGAGAUUUCGUGCCAUGCUGGUGGUGUUUGCCAGUUUCUUUGCGCUGCUGGCCUCGUAUGCGGGGUUAGCGUUGGUGGAGAUCUAUUCAAAGCGGUCUGCAUUGGGCUGUGUAUACCCUGUCAUUGCGUUGACUUGGUGUCUUGUUGGUGUUAUUCCCGCCGCGAUCCAUGUGGUCUACGAGAGCUUUCGGCGAAGAGGAGUCAAGGAGGGCUCGGAAUCGGGCGAUACUAGGCCAUCGGCGGUGCAGGGGGCAGACCAGCAAUGGCCUGUGCAACUUUCGUGGGGAAUUUACUAUAUCAUUGGAACUUUGGUGUAUACUUCCAUCAUGGCAGUUACACCGUUGGAGCUGUUUGUUUGGGUUGUGACCAUGGCUGUUGUGUCGGGCGCUGGAAAGAUGCUUGCGCUUUAUAUCUGCUUGAUGUUGAGGAGUCCAGCAUGA
Messenger RNA from Penicillium robsamsonii, 879 nucleotides. RefSeq lists its product as uncharacterized. The record is from RefSeq and is a predicted model, not a curated record. Bases 1 to 879 code for a protein of 292 amino acids. The transcript has a single exon. NCBI's taxonomy places the organism in Eukaryota, Fungi, Ascomycota, Eurotiomycetes, Eurotiales, Aspergillaceae.